AUGGCUGGUUGGUUUUCUUCAACGUCGCCGCUCGACGAGCAGAUCGAGCGGGCAACGGCUUCCUCGCUGGAGGACAUUGCCCUCAAUCUGGAAAUAUCCGACAUGGUUCGAUCGAAGAGCGUGCAGCCCAAGGAAGCGAUGAGAUCGUUGAAGCGACGGCUCGAGAAUAGGAACCCCAACAUUCAGCUGGCGACUCUGAAGUUAACAGAUACUUGUGUCAAAAACGGAGGCACCCACUUUCUAGCGGAGAUCGCAUCUCGGGAAUUCAUGGAUAACCUUGUGUCAUUACUGAAGUCCGAAGGCGCCCCAUUAAAUCCAGAUGUUCAAGGAAAGAUGUUGGAGCUCAUCCAAAAUUGGGCUAUGGCUGCGCAGGGCCGAAUGGAUUUGAUGUACCUUGGGGACACAUAUCGCAGACUCCAGAGCGAGGGGUACCGAUUUCCGCCAAAGACAGAAAUGAGCGGCAGUAUGUUGGAAAGCAGUGCUCCUCCGGAGUGGAUUGAUUCCGAUGUCUGUAUGCGAUGCCGGACAGCCUUCAGUUUCAUGAAUCGCAAACACCAUUGCCGAAACUGUGGCAAUGUCUUCGAUGCUCAAUGUUCCAGCAAGACCAUCCCGUUGCCACAUCUUGGAAUAUUGCAGCCUGUCAGGGUGGAUGAUGGAUGCUAUGCUAAAUUGAACUCCAAGUCGUUUGCACCACCGGGAGUAUCGGAUCGAUCCACGUUUAAAAACAACUCCAUCACAAAAUCUAGCUCAAUGGAACCCCGAGCUGCCAAAGCGGAUACCGGAUUCGACGAAGAUUUGCGUCGCGCGUUACAGAUGAGCCUCGAUGAGGCCGAGGGCAGAGGCACUUCGGGAUUCGUACCGCAGACUUUCAAUGCCCCAGAAGCGACCAAGCCCACCCCCGGACCAGCCCAUGUGGACGAGGAGGACGAUGCAGACCUCAAGGCAGCGAUCGAAGCAUCGCUGCGAGACAUGGAACAACACAAACAAAACCAUGCAGCAGCAUUGAAGAACGUUCCUACUCCAAGUUCUGCAAUCCGUGAUUCGUCCAGCACGCCGACUCCCCUACCCAAGAACCCCUAUGAACUUACACCCGUGGAAGCCGAGAACAUCCAUCUAUUUUCCACGCUCGUUGAUCGGCUCCAGCAUCAGCCCCCAGGAACAAUCCUCAGAGAGCCACAGAUCCAGGAGUUAUAUGAAAGUAUCGGUUCUCUUCGACCGAAGUUGGCCCGUAGCUAUGGAGAGACUAUGAGCAAGCAUGACACGUUACUCGAUCUACAUGCCAAACUCUCAACAGUCGUGAGGUAUUACGAUCGAAUGUUGGAAGAGCGCCUCUCCAAUGCUUAUCCACACCACGGUCUUGGUUAUGGGGCUGUUCCCGGCGCAACACAAUAUCCGAAUAUCCAGCCCGGGUUUACUCCCCAGGCACCGGAUGCACAAGCUGGGGCCGAGAAUUUCUAUUAUGGCAACCAGAUGGACAGCUCUCGCCCACCCACUGCCAUGUAUGCACCCCAGACGGCGAACGCUGAAGGGUAUGGAGGCGCACCUGGCGCUGUCACCGGCGCCUAUAUGUCGCACACUCCACAUGGAGCUCAGCCGAACGAGGCUCACCACCAGAACUGGGGUGGAAAACCUUACCCGUCUCUCGGGGCACAGUCACCUAACGCUAUUCCCAAUAACUACACCACUACUCCCGCACCAAGUGCUCCGUCUCAGUACUAUGCGGGACCAUCUGAUCCGGACGCAAACAAGUCACCAGUCGCCGAACCUCCAUACCAACCAUCACCUGUCAUGCGGCGAGACUCCCAGUAUCAACCUAGUGCACCUCCAGGCGGGUCUGCCGUACCCGAGCAGCCAGCCGCUACCGGGUAUGCGCAGCCUGGUUACUCGGUGCCCCCUAGCGCUCCGGCACCUCACCAGCAACCAACCGGCCCGACACCCCACCCGCCAUCAUUUUAUUACCCUCAGCAACCCACGCCUGCACCUUCUGCUUACCCACCAAUGACCACUGGGCAACCGAGCGCGCAUGCACCCGAAGCCCCCGGACAAGCACCUUAUCAGCAACCGCGGCCAGUGGAGGAGAGUUUGAUUGAGCUGUAG
This is a messenger RNA of Penicillium arizonense, 2097 nucleotides long. It is a transcript of the gene vps27, whose product is annotated as ESCRT-0 subunit protein VPS27. Gene Ontology annotation, biological process: protein transport to vacuole involved in ubiquitin-dependent protein catabolic process via the multivesicular body sorting pathway; protein targeting to vacuole. Gene Ontology annotation, molecular function: phosphatidylinositol-3-phosphate binding; ubiquitin binding; metal ion binding. Gene Ontology annotation, cellular component: ESCRT-0 complex. The record is from RefSeq and is a predicted model, not a curated record. Lineage: Eukaryota; Fungi; Ascomycota; Eurotiomycetes; Eurotiales; Aspergillaceae. Bases 1 to 2097 code for a protein of 698 amino acids. The transcript has 5 exons.